Messenger RNA from Bombus pyrosoma, 2011 nucleotides. RefSeq names its product pleiotropic regulator 1 (gene Tango4). Lineage: Eukaryota; Metazoa; Arthropoda; Insecta; Hymenoptera; Apidae. Gene Ontology annotation, biological process: mRNA splicing, via spliceosome. The record is from RefSeq and is a predicted model, not a curated record. The transcript has 10 exons. Gene Ontology annotation, molecular function: protein binding. Gene Ontology annotation, cellular component: precatalytic spliceosome; Prp19 complex; catalytic step 2 spliceosome. Bases 140 to 1513 code for a protein of 457 amino acids.
CCAGUCUGUGUAUGCAAUCGUGCUUUCGGUAUACAUACAUAAUAGACCCUAUACUCUAUGCUAUAGGGUAUACUUGUUUACAUGACCGUGAAUCACUUUUAAGUUUAUAUUAAUUCAAGCAAUAUUUACAUUCAUAAAAAUGGAUGUACAAAGGCAUUCUGUACACACUCUUGUAUUUCGAUCUUUAAAGAGAACACAUGAUAUGUUUUUAUUAAAUCAAGGUACUUUACCACCUGUGGAUCCUAACUUACAAAAAAUGAAAAAAUCUGUAAAAGCAAAAGACUCUUAUGGUCCUGUAUUGGCACGUGUCAAAACUAACAAUAUAAUGAAAAUACAAAAUGAAAAUGAAAAUACAGAUCCUCCUCCACCAGGCGAUGAAUCUUUUGGAGGAAAUAAUAAUGUUGCAGUUGUUCCUUAUAAUCCUAUACAAAACAACAAUAUGGUAGUAACAACGCAAACAAAUUCAGGAGGAAAUUCAGUUAAUAUGUCAUUAAUCAUACCACAGAAGAAGACACCAUCUAUGGUAAAACCUAAGUGGCAUGCACCAUGGAAAUUAUAUAGGGUUAUUAGUGGUCAUCUUGGUUGGGUAAGGUGUUGUGCUAUUGAACCAGGAAAUGAAUGGUUUGCAACAGGAUCUGCAGACAGAGUGAUUAAAAUAUGGGAUCUUGCAACUGGUAAAUUGAAAGUUUCUUUGACUGGUCACAUAAGCAGUGUUCGUGGACUUGCAUUUUCUCAAAGACACCCAUAUUUAUUUUCUUGUGGAGAAGAUCGGCAAGUGAAGUGUUGGGAUCUUGAGUACAACAAGGUUAUAAGACAUUAUCAUGGACAUUUAUCAGCUGUAUAUUCCAUGGCAUUACAUCCUAGUAUUGAUGUAUUAGUAACUGCAGGUAGAGAUUCUACUGCAAGAGUGUGGGAUAUGCGGACCAAAGCAAAUGUACAUACACUUGUUGGUCACACUAACACAGUUGCUAGUGUAAUUUGUCAAACAGCUGAACCACAGAUUGUCACUGGAAGUCACGAUUGCACUAUACGAUUAUGGGAUUUAGCUGCUGGAAGAUCUAGAGCUACUUUAACAAAUCACAAGAAAAGUAUAAGAGCUGUGACUUUUCAUCCAUCACUAUAUAUGUUUGCAUCAGCAUCUCCAGAUAAUAUUAAGCAAUGGAAAUGUCCAGAAGGAAAAUUCAUUCAGAAUUUAUCUGGUCAUAAUGCAAUAGUUAAUUGUUUAGCUGUUAAUGCUGAUGGCGUAUUAGUUUCUGGAGCAGAUAAUGGUACUAUGCAUCUUUGGGACUGGAGAACAGGGUAUAAUUUCCAACGUUUACAAGCACCCGUUCAACCGGGCUCAAUGGAUAGUGAAGCUGGAGUAUUUAGUAUUACAUUUGACAUGUCUGGUACUCGCAUGAUUACAACAGAAGCAGAUAAAACAAUCAAAGUAUAUAAAGAAGAUGAUACUGCUACUGAAGAGACGCAUCCUGUAAAUUGGAGACCAGAUAUAAUAAAGCGGAGAAAAUAUUAAGCAAAUCUUGAAGCUAUCAUAGUAGUCGAAUCAGUGUUAAAUGUAUCAGUACUAACUGAAACAGUGUGAAUAGUGACAGUUAGCACUGAUACAUUUAACACUGAUUCGACUAACACUGUAUGAAGCUUCCAGGAAAGAGCCGUGUCCAAAAGGAAAAGAAUUCCAACGUUUCAUCAGCAUUGCAAUUGACUCUAUCAAGAUGUUGCUAAUAUUAAUGUGCUUCUGAAAAAACGCUCCUACAUCUAGGUUUGAAUGUUCUGGAAAGGAGAUCAGCAUAGCAACAUUUUUAAUUGGUCAGCUGAUCAAUAAAAGACUGGAUAUCUUCAUCACAUCCUGAUCACCUUUCCGGAACAAUCAGAACUAAAGAUGGACAAGAAACAAAAGAAACACAAAAAAAUGUUUUGUGUAAUAUAUAUUAUUAAUUUUAAGUUUCUCGUAAAUUAUAAUUUGUAACAAAAAUCAGAUUGGCAGAAUAUAUUGGUGUUUUAUAAUUCUUCA